AUGAAGGAGAAGAUUUGUGUUGAUGAAGAUGCUUAUGUGGAGGGUAAUUCUGAUGUUGAAGUGGAUUUUGGGAAAGUUGGAACUGAUAAGAAUGAUGAUUAUGAUGCAUACGAUCCUGGGACUGAUUCUGAUGGUGCCAACUCUUGGCAUUCAUUGGAGAUGAAAACCCCACCCAACUCUGAAGACGAAUUAGAAGAGGAGACCGAGUCUGAUGAGGUGUUUCCUGUUUUUAGAGAGGGGGCUAGGUUCGGGGAACUUCACUUGGAGGUUGGAAUGAAGUUUAAUACAAAGUGGGAUUUCAAAGAGGCUGUUAGGGAGUACACCAUCCAGGAGGGAAGGCGUAUUCGGUUCAAUAAAAAUGAUAGGAAGAGGCUUAGGACAGUUUGCAAGGUGAAGGAAUGUAGUUGGGUCAUCUUUGCUUCCAAGGACCGAGACGAUACUUGCUGGCAAGUGAAGACUUUCAGAGAUGAUCAUAGCUGUGCAAGGGAGGAUAAGAACAGAGCAGGCAAUCGUAACUGA
Messenger RNA from Arachis duranensis, 519 nucleotides. RefSeq lists its product as uncharacterized. Bases 1 to 519 code for a protein of 172 amino acids. NCBI's taxonomy places the organism in Eukaryota, Viridiplantae, Streptophyta, Magnoliopsida, Fabales, Fabaceae. The transcript has a single exon. The record is from RefSeq and is a predicted model, not a curated record.